Molecule: messenger RNA, 2145 nt
Organism: Henningerozyma blattae CBS 6284
Lineage: Eukaryota; Fungi; Ascomycota; Saccharomycetes; Saccharomycetales; Saccharomycetaceae
Gene: PHO4
Product: phosphate-sensing transcription factor PHO4
Exons: 1
Coding region: 1-2145 (714 amino acids)
Molecular function (GO): protein dimerization activity
Source: RefSeq, a predicted model, not a curated record
AUGCUUUCCAAUCCUACUGCCACGUCGGGGAACAUGACAAAUGGUCAGAAUGAAACUCAACAUUCUUCAAGAAGCAUUCUGGAUCAAGUAAACGAUUAUUUGAAUGACGGUAAAGGAACCAUCGAUACAAACAACAUUCAUAUAAAUCUUCAUAAUUCUCAAUUCACUGCUACCUCUCAUGUCCCUGCUUCUCCCUCAGAGGGGUAUAACCCUAGCAAUACCACCAUGCAUAUGAACAUGAACGUGAAUAUGGACGUGAAUAACCCCAAUAGUCUCGUGUUGACUCAAUCGGUGAGUCAUGCCUCAUCUACAGUUACUGAGAAUACUCACAAUUGGAGUCUAGGUGCACCCGCAACUGCAGUACAAAUAGAUUUGGAUGAUCUUUCGAGAUCAUUGUUGGAAUAUUCCAACACAAAUCAUCAUAACAGCCACAGCAAUAGCAACAACAAUAUUAGUCAUAUGAAUGAAUAUUCGAAUGGAUCUCAUCAACUGGCCAUGAACCACCAUAUAUCACAUCAUUUGGAUAAUAUGAAAUUAGAUGUUGAUCAAGACUCAAAAAAAGAUAUGAGGUUUUCACCAAUGUUGGCUGCGGAUUUACAUUCGAACACUGAACAAAUCAUUCAAAUAUCACCAUCGAUUAAUCCACAAUUUACCGCUACUACUCAUUCUACUUCUUCUACAGGAUUAAACAAUUAUAAUUCAAACAAUACUUCAAACCAAAAUUAUAACUUAAAUAACCAAUCGAAUUAUAAUAUUACAAAUUCAACUUCAAGUUCGGCCCCCAGUAAUGGAUUAACUGCAGCAGAUUUGACCGUUAAUCUAUUGAAUACUCCAUUGUUAACCAAUAGGAACAACAAUAAUGAUAAUUCCAACUCUUCAAGUUUAAAUCGUAAAUCAAGUUCAUCUUCGAAGAGAAAGAAAAGUUCAACUUCAAACUCUAAUAGCAAUUCUAAUACCGUUCAGUUUUCUCCUUUAACUUCACCAGCUAUUGGUCCUACCACAACGACUUCAAAGGUUACUAAAAAUAGCCCUUAUUUACAGAAUUCCAAAAGAAAAAUUAGUAAUUCUGAGCCAUCCUCCAUGAUUAAUUGGGAGCCAUUACCAGAAAGUAGUUUAGAUAAUCAUUCAAUUAGUAGCAAUGCCACUUCAAAUCCAAUCAGCAUAGUGAAAGGUAGAAAAUUACAGAAUUCUUUCCCAAAAGUAAUUUUACCCUCCCAUAAAACUUCGACUUCGUGUGAUAAUUCUUCAAACUCAAGUAACAAUUCCGCCACAGUAAUGAAUACAAAAGAAUCAAGUGUGGAUGGCAAAGAAAAUCAUUCAAGUACCAACGAUUCAAGUUCAAAUUCAUCUGUGUUAAGAGCUACAGAAUCCCCAGUGAUAAAGCCAAACAAAAGUAUUUUAUUACAAAAUUUGAAUUAUGAUCCACAAAAAAAAAUAAAUAAUAAAAGAGAUCAACGUAAAUCAGAAACUAUUGAUAGAAGAUCUAUUAAUCUUCAUUCAAAUGGUUAUAAUCAUUCUCAAAAUAAUAAACUCUUUAAAACAGAUUCUUUUGAAAAUGAUAAACUUUGUAAUAAUUCCAUAAAUGCACCAACUCAUAAUAAAAAAGAAGUUCAUAAAGUGGCAGAGCAAGGUCGUCGUGAUAGAAUGAACAAUGCGUUGAAAGAAUUGAAUUCUUUAUUGCCAGAAGAAUUAAAAGAUGAAGUUAAUGUGCCAUCAAAGGCUACUACUGUAGAAUUAGCUUGUACUUUUAUCAAACAAUUAUUGUCCGAAAGAAAAUUAUGUCAAAAUCUAAUUCAGACCCAAAAUCAAAGCCAAAUUCAAAUUCAAGAUCAAGACCAACAUAGCCAACAACAUUUUAAGCAAGAUGAUGCAAGUGACGAUGAUAAUGGUAUCAAUGAUAACAAUGGCAAUAAUAAUGGUAACACUAAUCACGAUAUUAUUAACUCUAAUAGUAUGAACUCUAGUACUGGUCAUAAUAGUAAUACUAAUAAUAAGAAUAAUAGUAAUAAUAAUAAUAAUGAUGAUGAUGAUGAUGAUAAUAAUAAUAACAAUAAUAACAAUGAGGAAGAUGAAGAUAUUAGUGAUGGUCAUAACAGUAACACAAAUGGUUCUAUGAUCAGUGAGGAGGAUGAAGAGAUGUCAUAG